This is a messenger RNA of Siniperca chuatsi (mandarin fish), 4597 nucleotides long. RefSeq names its product deltex 4, E3 ubiquitin ligase a (gene dtx4a). The record is from RefSeq and is a predicted model, not a curated record. Lineage: Eukaryota; Metazoa; Chordata; Actinopteri; Centrarchiformes; Sinipercidae. Gene Ontology annotation, cellular component: nucleoplasm. Gene Ontology annotation, biological process: Notch signaling pathway; protein ubiquitination. Gene Ontology annotation, molecular function: zinc ion binding; ubiquitin protein ligase activity. The coding region runs from base 323 to 2641 and encodes 772 amino acids. The transcript has 9 exons.
AUCCUCCAUUACAGGCAGCACAGAUUUGGUAAAAAAAAAAAUAAUGCAGCUUUGCAUUGCACGAUCAAAGCCAGUCUGUCACAGUAACCUACUUCGCGAGUGCCGCACCACAGUGAGCAUCCAAGUUGCAUUUUCUCCUCUCACCCUAACUUGAUUGUGCCGGAGAAAUGAUUUCAGUAGACGUCACUCAUCUGCAUAGGGAGUAAAAUGCAACCAUCCUGCAAGGCUUUUUGCGCCCUGAAAACGCUCUGUAUCCUCGCCGUGUGAUAAAAGGACCAAGUAAUUGCUGCAUAACCGAAACUACAAACAUGGAAGGAGUAGGAUGUUACUAGCAUCCGCCGUAGUGGUAUGGGAAUGGCUGAACGAGCACGGACGCUGGCGGCCCUACAGCCCGGCUGUCUGUCAUCACAUCGAGGCAGUCAUCCGGAGCGACCCGCGGUGUGGUAGUGUUGUCCUCGGCCAGGUGGACUCUCGUCUCUCGCCCUACAUCAUCGAUUUGCAUUCCAUGCACCAGUUCCGACAAGACACAGGUACCCUUCGACCGGUACGACGUAGCUUCUACGACCCCACCUCAGCACCAGGCCAGGGCUGGUUGUGGGAGUGGGAGAACGACGCUGGCAGUUGGACAGCAUACGACACGGAGGUGGGCAUUGCCAUCCAGGCAGCACGUGAUCGUCAGCAGCCCUGGCUGGACCUGGCGCCGCUGGGUUUCUGCUACCUCAUUGACUUCGAAAGCAUGACCCAAAUCAAUGGGCAGACGCAGCGCUGCCGACGCAUCCAGCGCCGCUCCGACCUGGCCUACCCGCUGGUGUCCGGGCCCCUGCCCAAAUCCCACCACGCCUGGGGGCCCACUUCCAUGCCCGGCCAUGGAGGACUGCUUGGUGUGGAUGUAUCUGGAGUGGGCAUGAGGAUCAGGAUGAGCAGCAGUGGGACUGGAAACGGCAGUGCAUACCCCAGUGGGGCGCUCCCUGCCUCAGCCAUCACCUCCUUGGGACAGCCCUGCGCCUGUCAGCAGUGUAUGCUGGUGCUGAGUGUCAAAGCCGGCGCCAUGUCGACUGCUCACACUCUGGGUCGGAGACCGCCACAGACCAAGCCACCUAGUCCCAAAAUCAGCAGUUACCCUGUCCCAGGAGGGUCGUACUCACUAACCCUCCCUCGGCCUCCUUCCCUGUCACGGUCACUUUCCCCCCACAGGACGUCCAUAGUUGGGGCAACAGGUGGCUUCAGUGUAGGUGGUAUGGGUGGUGCAGGAGGUGUAGGUAUUGUCGGUGGUAGUGGUAUAGGCAGUACCAGCCUUGGUUUUGGAGGAGGCUUCCCCCACACUCUUUCCCUCCUUGGUUCAGCUACCGCCGCCCUCUCCAUCUCCUCCACCCGUCCCCCUCCACCACCUCUCCCCCCUCCUCCACCGCCUCCUCCUCCACCCUCCACCACACUCUCAUCUGCCACCAUCUCUCCCCCUCACCCCCCCACCUCGUCCUCCCUGUCUGCUUCCUGUUCCGCCCCUACAGUGCCCGCUCCAGGCCCUCCUCUCAUCUCCACAGCUGCCUCCACCUGCACGCCCUCGCCUUCUGCCCGCGUCCUGGGUCCAGUGUCUUCAUCUGGUGCUGCUGCCUGCGCAGCUCCUCUGCCACCCCGGUCCAGCCUAGCAGGGCUGAGCCGACCUGCACUGCAGCGUAUCGCCAUGGCUCAGUCACGUGCCCUUAUUGCCUCUGGAGUGCCAACAGUUCCAGUGAAGAACCUGAAUGGAUCAAGCCCUGUGCACCCUGCGCUGGCAGGCAUUACAGGCAUCCUGAUGAGCGCAGCAGGACUUCCUGUCUGCCUGACCCGCCCUCCCAAGCUGGUGCUUCAUCCUCCACCUGUCAGCAAGAGUGACAUUAAGCCUGUGCCCGGUCUGGGCCACUGCUGUCGCAAGACCACAAAGAAACAGGCUCGUAAAGGCAAGACCUCUGAGGAGGUGGUGAAGAGGUACCUUCAGAAAGUCCGCAAUCCCCCAGAGGAGGACUGCACCAUCUGCAUGGAGGCCCUGGCCGGACCAUCGGGCUACAAAGGCCCCGGGGUGGGUGGCAUCUCCCGGGCCGAGUCGGUGGGCCGCCUGGCGCAGUGUGGUCACCAGUACCACCUCCAAUGCCUCGUUGCUAUGUACAACAACGGCAACAAGGAUGGCAGCCUGCAGUGUCCCACCUGCAAGACCAUCUAUGGAGUCAAGACCGGCAACCAGCCCCCGGGCAAGAUGGAAUACCACGUCAUCCCCCACUCGUUACCUGGCCACCCAGACUGCAAAACCAUCCGGAUCAUUUAUAACAUCCCUCCUGGCAUCCAGGGCCCAGAGCACCCAAAUCCAGGAAAACCCUUCACUGCUCGCGGCUUCCCCAGACACUGCUACCUCCCUGACAGUGAGAAGGGACGCAAGGUUCUGAGGCUUCUCCUGGUAGCGUGGGACCGCCGGCUCAUUUUCUCUGUGGGUACGUCCAGCACCACCGGCGAGUCAGAUACAGUCAUCUGGAACGAGGUGCACCACAAGACGGAGUUUGGCUCCAACCUGACGGGCCACGGCUACCCCGACCCCGGCCACUUGGACAAUGUCCUCGAGGAGCUCAAGGCUCAGGGCAUCACCGAGGAGGAAUGUCUACCGAGAGACUGAACAGAGACAUUCAAAACACAGAAGACACUAGAAAACAGGCUAGAGUCUGUGAACUCACGAUCCUGGGAAGGGAUCCACAGCUGGAAAGACGAUUAUUUUCAAAAUCCGAUCAAAUGAACAGAGAGAACUUUUACCACCAGAGAUGGAAGAAACUUCAAAAAACAAAAUUCUUUACAGGAACGUUCUAGAAAUUGCUUCAGAAGAAUUUGCUGAGAAUAGAUACAUGGGAAAUAAUUUUUUCUCCUGAUGCAGUAACAGUGUCGAGAUGUUAUUCAGUGAGACAUCUGAGACCACUGUGCACAUACAAGUCAGUGUUAGAUUAAAAAAAACAUUUAUACUGUGAGUCUUCAAAUCAAGAAUGUAACUAAGUGGAUUUUGCUGAAUUGAUGAAGUGUUUACCACUACUACUGCUGCUAUGUGGAACUGAAAGGAUGCUAGCCUGAAGAUAAGAAGUGAGGUCUGUAAGUGUUUUGAAGUGUUAGUCCACAAGCAGAAGAAACUUUUCACUGCAGAUAAAUAUUUCAAGUGUAUAACUGGAUAUCUGAGCAUGAAUAUUUGCUGACCUCUAGUGGUACUUUUCAGAACUACAUUCCUUUUUAGGUUUGAUUUUUAUGAAAUUGUAUUGUUGUAUAUUAUGAAUACUUGAUAUAUUAUAUGAUAUUGUUUACAUUCUGUCAUGUUUUUAUAUUUUAAUUUUACAUUUUGUUUUAUAUAAUGUGUUCCUUUGCAUUGUUUUUUGGGUGUGGCGUGACAGACUGAGAUGUGGAGUGAAGUGAAGAUAAGCCACUGGUGUACCAGUUUGCCUGAUACUUUAUAUGCCAUAUACCAGCCACUUUCUUUAAAAAAUCAUUUUCAGUAUUUUGUAUUUGAUAGGUUCACAAACUGACAUUCCUUAAUUGUUCUGCCCUCAGAGCAUGGGUGCAUUUAAUAGCUUUCUAUGUCUUAUUGUAUCUGCAUUAAUGUUAUGGACUGAUAGAGUAAUAGCUACUAUGGAUUACACCAUUCCCCCCAGGAGGAGUAAAUUCCCAAAAAGCUAGGAUGGGACCUCCUGCCUGAGCUCAGAUUUGCACAGAGCUUUCUACUUAGUAUCAAAAUGAAUCGGACAGCUUGUAUUUACUGUAUUUUUGUGUAGGACACACACACCAGCCUCAAACUCUCUAAUCACAUUACAAAACGUGGUCAUAAGUUGUUUUUGUCAUAUUUAGUUGUUGCCAUGAGCAGGUGCAAAAGACUAUCUCUUGUUGUGGAUCCAGCUUUGGCCAAAGUGGUCCAACCAGUUUGCAUUCGGCCCAUUGUGGACCAGUUUAUUAUGAGGUACGUUAGACAAGAUGUACAACAGUGCUGACAUACUAAUGUAGGCCAACAUUAAAAGCAUUUAUACUUUAUGUAUGCACUGUACUGUAUGUAUGUGUUUUAUGUGCACAAAUUUGCAUUAAACAUUUUUCUAAGGUUCAAAGAGAUAACAGAGCUUUACUUCGGUUUACUCCUUCAUUUUAUGUUAUGUUGAUUAUGUAAAGUCCAUAAAUGUACUUUAAAGUGAGACUAUGUAACUUUUGAUAAACAGCAGACACUGUGGCCACAAGUGUCAAAUACAAGAUAAUGGUAAAUGCUAAAACAUUGUGUAACAGUAGCACAAGUAGAGAAGAGUUGUAAAGUCAACAAACUGAAUGCACUGCAAUUUAAAAGGGUUGUAGAGUGUUUUUUUAAAAAAAAAAAAAAAGCUGGUUCAGACACAUCAUCCCCUUUUCAGUCAAUGUCCAGUUAUUGCACUGUUGAGUUUGCUGUGAAACCACUUUUUCAUUUGAUUUAAGCCUUUGUGUAAAUAUUCACGGAAAGAUUAAGUUAAGUUGAUGACAAGGACUGCAGAAACUAGUUAGAGUAUACAGUAUAGUAUGUAUGAAGUACAAGCAUAUAAAGUGCAGUGGGACUAUUAAAUUGAAAAAUCAGAGAUGACAA